Messenger RNA from Paraglomus brasilianum, 1011 nucleotides. The record is from the annotation of a GenBank genome assembly. NCBI's taxonomy places the organism in Eukaryota, Fungi, Glomeromycota, Glomeromycetes, Paraglomerales, Paraglomeraceae.
AUGGAUUUCCCCUAUCACACACAUCUGCCAAAACAUUCCCGUCAGACAGAAUCGCAGCGACGUUCGACAUCCUGUAGACGACAGAAAAGUCUAUCUCCCACUCUCGACGAUCCGCCCAGUCCUUCAACCUCACCGCGCUUGUCUCCCCGAAUGCCGCCACGACCAGCAGGCUCCAUUCUCACACGAAAAAAUUGGUUGAUUCGCAUCAACUCUCAUCCACUCGAACCACUACCUAUUCCUGUUUCUCCGGGCAGAGAAACAAAAUCUCCUUUUGUCCCGCCACCCUUAAAAAGAACGCAGCGUAUAGUCUUUGUGCCCGAAUCUCAGCUCGGGCUAAUGGUUGGGCAGAAAAAGGCUAGACGUCUUGUGACUGAAGACUUGAACGAGAAAUGCCUACAGCGACCGAAGAAGAUUAGUUUUUCGAACGUUAAUGAAAUAAUUGGAACGCAGGUAGCUGACGAUAGCGACAGUGAAUCAACAAUUCUUGUUGAUGAUAAGGACGAUGAUGAGACAUGGUAUGACUGUAGUGAUGAUCUUGGAGAGUGUCAAAACAAUCGGGGUUAUAAUCAAAAUGCUAUCGCGGAAAUGAAGAUGACUGAUUUGGAAAAAAGAAAAUAUGAGAGAUUAUGUGAUGGGAGGAGUAUAAAUGGGAGGAGCAUAAAUGGAAGAAGGGCGAUGAAUGGCGGGAUGAUGAAAGGAAAUAAUACGAAUAUAGAAAGAGUGAAUUGGGAGAGAGCGAAUGGGGAGCGGGUUAAUGGAGAGCGAGUUAAUGGGAAGAGCGUGAAUGGGGAAAGCUCGAAGAUAGAGAGCAUUAAUACAGAGAGCGUGAAUGGAGAGAGCCUGAACGGAGAGGGUGAAGAAGGGACUGUCGAUUGGUUUACGCAGAAAUUUUUUGGUUGGUUUACGGGCCAAAAACGAAGAUUGGAUGACGAGAACGAGUGUGAUGGUUCAACUACUAAAAAAGUAUGUAAGCGUGGUAAUGGGUAUAUAUGUGAUGCGGAUCAACAAUAA